Molecule: messenger RNA, 1503 nt
Organism: Hylaeus anthracinus
Lineage: Eukaryota; Metazoa; Arthropoda; Insecta; Hymenoptera; Colletidae
Product: pseudouridine-5'-phosphatase
Exons: 6
Coding region: 605-1240 (211 amino acids)
Molecular function (GO): phosphatase activity
Source: RefSeq, a predicted model, not a curated record
UCCUAUUUGUUUCUGUUGCUAAGGUGAACCCAGGAUUUGAUAGCAAAUUUGGUAUCACUACUUUCGAAAGUCCGUUUACAUCACGCGAGAAAGCACUAAAGCAGAUUCAAGGCAUAUACGGAACCCGGAAGCUUGAUCUAGGAUUAUGAUGAUCUGUAACCCUUUUUAAACAUUUUGUAAAAAUGCUACAUUAUAAAGAUAGAUAAUUUAUAUUUUAUAUUUCCAUAAUGUAAGUAACUUUCCUACUCAUGAAUAAAAAAAAUUAAUAUACAUGUAAGCCUGAAUGUCAAUGAAAUGACCGAUACUCGCUUUAUCGUAACGUUGCGUAAUUGGCGCCAUAAUUCAGUAUGACAAUAUCAAGCGACAUUAUCAGUUGAUUUGAGGUGCUUGUUAUCACGGAAAUAUUAUUUAUACCUAAAAAAAUGUCUAAGAAUCAAUUUAACAAUGUUACGCAUUGUAUUUUUGAUAUGGAUGGAUUAUUGCUUGUAAUGAAUAAAGUCUCAAUGGCAAUUAUUAUGAAAUAUGAGGAAUAUAAAUUAAAAUACUCCAUGCAUCUAUAUGAGCGGAUUCUACUAUCAAUGAAAAGGUUAAAAAAGCACUCAUCAUGCAUACAGAAAAGCUUUACUCGGAUGCGUUUAAUCGCAUAACAAAUCGCUAUGGAAAAGAAUUUACAUGGGAGCAUAAAGCACAAACUAUGGGUUUCAAAACUACAGCAGUCGCAGAAGCUGUAGUUGAAAUGUUGUCCUUACCUCUAACGGUAGACGAAUUUCAAAGCGAGAUAAUUAAAAUAUACGAAGAAAUAUUUCCAUCUGCAAACCUAAUGCCGGGUGCGGAACGGCUGCUAACGCAUCUGAAACAAAACAAUAUUCCAUUUGCAUUAGCUACGAGUUCGAGUAAAGAAAAUUUUGAAUUGAAAACUCAAAGAUGGACAGAGGUAUUUAAUUUAUUUAACCAUAAAGUACUCGGCGGUUCUGAUCCUGAUGUUGUUCACGGUAAACCAGCACCAGAUAUUUUUUUGAUUGCCGCAAAGCGUUUUCCCGAUAAUCCUAAUCCCUCAAAGUGUCUUGUGUUCGAGGAUGCUCCAAAUGGAGUAAAAGCUGCUCUUAGCGCUGGAAUGCAGGUUGUCAUGGUUCCGGAUCCACAAUUACCAAAACGUUAUAUUGAAAAUCCAACAUUGGUAAUAAAUAGCCUUGAGGAAUUUAAGCCUGAAAUGUUUGGUUUGCCAUCAUAUAGUACGUAACAUGUGAGAUGUAUAUGUCUGACAAAUAUAUAGUUCAUAAAAAAAGUAAUAGUUCAAUGUUCCAACAGUUAGAUUAACAUUAAAGCAUUAACAUUUAUAAAGGAAAAAGGAAACUGAUGAAGUAUAUAUUUGUUAAAAAUAUAAAUUGUGAAUUUAUCUUGUUACAUUAUUUAUUUUUACUAGAAAUAUACAAAAAUAAAGUAAACUUAAAUGUUCCUUAUGGCUUGUAAAACAGUUCAAAUAAAAUGUCUUUAAAACCAUUA